This is a messenger RNA of Felis catus (domestic cat), 2698 nucleotides long. RefSeq names its product synapse differentiation inducing 1 (gene SYNDIG1). Lineage: Eukaryota; Metazoa; Chordata; Mammalia; Carnivora; Felidae. Bases 709 to 1500 code for a protein of 263 amino acids. The transcript has 7 exons. The record is from RefSeq and is a predicted model, not a curated record. Gene Ontology annotation, cellular component: synaptic vesicle membrane; postsynaptic density membrane; intracellular membrane-bounded organelle. Gene Ontology annotation, biological process: synaptic vesicle clustering; positive regulation of synapse assembly.
UCCCCCCUGGGGGCUGGAGCGCCGGGCUCCGCCCCAUCGUCGCCUCGAGCGAGCUCCCCGCAGCCCCGGGCUGCCGCCGCUGCCCCUAGCCCGGCGCUACUGCACGCUCGGGGCAGCCUGGGGCGCGGGUGGCGAGUGCAGGGCGGGGAGCGUCGCGGAGGGGAGGGGAAGGGAAAGAAGAGGAGGGCAGAGGAGGAGAGAGCUGGGGAGCUGAGGAGCAGAGGCGGGCGCCGCACCGCCCCGCGACCCGCACGCUCACUGGCUCCGGAGACGCGCGGGCGGGCUCCUGGGCGCACUGGCUGGGUCACCUUGUCCGGGAGGUGCCUGGGCUGGGCUCACUUGAAGGCUAAACCCAGAUGGGACUGUCACCUGGAGUGCGUACACCUAGCCUUUGUCUGGAGCUUCCUCACAGCAUGGCAGACUCAAGGUAGAUUUUGUGUGCCUUAGCUGGCGCUCCAAGAGUGAGCAUGAAUGAGGCACAGAGUACAGGCUUAUGCAGCCCAACUCCAUUUUGUUUUAAUAGAGAGAAGAGGAACAUUUGGGGACCUUCACUGUACCUUCAAUGGCUUGUCUUGCUGGUGGGAUGGGGCUUCAUUUGCUCUACAUGCCUGCAAGCGAGAUGAUGCAGGAGAAAUGGGUCCCAUGAGGCAAGUGUGACCCUGGAGUGCAGCCUGCCAGCCUUACACCCAGUUGAGGAGGGAGAGCACCAUGGAUGGCAUAAUUGAACAGAAGAGUGUGCUGGUGCACAGUAAAAUCAGUGAUGCUGGCAAGAGGAAUGGCUUAAUUAACACCAGAAACUUCAUGGCUGAGAGCAGAGAUGGCCUGGUGUCUGUUUACCCAGCACCACAGUACCAGAGCUGCCGGGUGGUGGGCAGUGCAGCGCCAGCCACCCUGGACAGCAGCAGGAGUGAGCCAGUACAGCAGCUGCUGGAUCCCAACACCCUUCCGCAGUCUGUGGAGUCCCAUUUCCGUCCCAACAUCAUCCUCUACUCAGAGGGUGUGCUGCGCUCCUGGGGGGAUGGCGUGGCUGCCGACUGUUGUGAGACCACCUUCAUUGAGGACCGGUCGCCCACCAAAGAGAGCCUGGAGUACCCUGAUGGGAAGUUCAUUGACCUCUCGCCUGAUGACAUCAAAAUCCACACACUGUCCUACGACGUGGAGGAGGAGGAGGAAUUCCAGGAGCUGGAGAGUGACUACUCGAGUGACACAGAGAGUGAGGACAACUUCCUCAUGAUGCCCCCAAGGGACCACCUGGGCCUCAGCGUCUUCUCCAUGCUCUGCUGCUUCUGGCCUUUGGGCAUUGCAGCCUUCUACUUGUCCCACGAGAUGGGAAGAAAGCAUGGGCUUCCAACUGCCCCCUGCCACCAGCAGGAAGCCCUCCUGGAAAGAAAAGUAGUAAAGACCACCACUUGUUCCAUGUUGGACUCUGGGGCCGGGUGCUCUCCUGACAUUGACGAACAAAGCCGUGGCCAAGGGCGACUUCCACCAGGCCAGCACUAGCUCCCGGCGGGCCCUGUUCCUGGCUGUGCUAUCCAUCACGAUUGGAACUGGUAUCUACGUGGGCGUGGCUGUGGCCCUCAUCGCCUACCUCUCCAAGAACAACCACCUAUGAGCUUCCUCCAGGCACAUAGGAGAAGAACCUGGGGCCAGUUGUGUGCAGAUGCACAGAAGGCAGGGCUGGCAAGGGGAGGACACACAGACACACCUGUGUGAUGCUGUACACUAUAAAUUAUUGCCAAACGACUCCAUAAGGCCCUGGGAUUUUCUACCCAUGGGUUUCUUUUGUUUUUACCCUUUAAUUUCAUUUUCACAGCACUGUGUAGAGCACGAGGCACAUGGGCACUGCUGACCCUUCCAAAGGGAAGCUCCAAAGAUCCUGACCCUCAAGGCCGUCUCUGGAUGGAUUCUGGUGGAUUCAUGACAGUGCAGCUCUCUCUGCAGCCUGCCAGUGCCUGGAAUGCCAUAGCAUUAGCAAUACACAAACAAUUCAAAUGUGUUUAUUUUUUAUGGAAUAUGGUGCAAUAGGCAGAGGGCAGAGGACUCGUCACUUCUGUCUGUGGUCCUGCUUCACUCCUCCAUCAUUUUCCCUGUCCACGAUCCUUCCCUGCAGGAAGAAAAUGGGGCUGGCAGGAAGAGAGACAGAACUGCUGGCAGUCCUCCCAGCUGCCACUGGUCUUCAGAUGGGUCCAGCCCUAAAAAUGCAAGUCCAGAAUCACAUGGGGUCUGUCUCCAGGCCCAGUGGACACUCCCUCCAUGCUGCCCCCAGCCUAGGAACAUUGGGCCUCCUUUGGAUAUGUCCAAAUUCAGCAGCCACCACGCAGCAAUAUGCAGUCUUGGGGCCUCGUUGAUCUAGGGUGGGGGGCAGGCCACAGUCCCUCCCGAGACCCCUCCCAGAAAGACCCUGAAGUUUGCUCCAGGAACUGUAGGCAAAGGAGCUGUGGAUACCAUCUCAGCAUAAAGAUGCCUGUGUUGACACUCACCCUGGUGAUGAGCAGUGACACCAGUGAUCUUUAAAAGGAAAUGAACCUUCCCUGUUGACUAAAUGAAUAGCUAUUUUCUUGUCAUUUUUUUAAGUGCAACUACUGCUUCAUGCUGCUUAAGUUAUCCGAUGAAUGCUGAGAAAUAAGUAAUCAGACAUUUUAAUACCAUUUCACUGCUGUUUUACGAGUGUUCAUUAUUUAACAAAAAUUAUCUUUUA